This is a messenger RNA of Suillus subaureus, 198 nucleotides long. RefSeq lists its product as uncharacterized. The transcript has 2 exons. NCBI's taxonomy places the organism in Eukaryota, Fungi, Basidiomycota, Agaricomycetes, Boletales, Suillaceae. The record is from RefSeq and is a predicted model, not a curated record. The coding region runs from base 1 to 198 and encodes 65 amino acids.
AUGCAAGACAAAGCUCCCCCAUACGAUGGUGACAUUGAGAUGGACUAUCAGCCUACAUCAGGAGGUGCCUAUCAUGACUAUCAUAUUCAACUAGACGGUCAUAUAUGUGACAAAGCAGGUAAUUUCAUUCACUCAGAUGCACCUCCACCUCCCUAUACAUCUCAAGCCCCAGACAACUGGACACCUUACCAUAAUUAA